GAGGCGGAGGGAGCCGGAGCUGUCACAAGCCCCGGUUGCGCCUGACCGAGCCAAGUGGGGUGUCAUGGCCGCGGGGGGCAGCGGCUACACUUCCUCUGCGGGCGGCGGCGGCCGAGGAGUUAAUCCUCGACGCACGGGUCGGUGUGUGCGUAUUUGUGUUCGGUGUGUGCGCGGCGGGGAGAAGGGGGUGGGACCAGGUCGGACUGCGGAGCCCGCUUGUCGCCUCCCGGGGAUUGGCCGGAGCCGCCGGCUCGCCGAAUGCCUCUUCUGCCCCCCACUUCCCGGACCUGGGGCCGCCCUCGCGUACCUUUUUUCCCCGCGGGCGGGAGGGAGUGUAGACGGGGGCGCCCCGGGAGGGGCCGGGCGGCCGAAUUGCGCCUCUCACACUGUGUGUUUUGUCUGUUUUUCUCUCCCAAGGUCCCGUUUCCCUCUGUGCGGCGGCCGGCGGGACCAUAAGGGCUUAACUCAUAUAUUUAACCCCCCUCCAAAAAGGUUUGAAAGUAUUCUUGAAGGGCUGUUUGGACCUGCAUUAUUAAAAGAUCUCAGUUUAUUUAAAGACUGUGAACCUGAAAGCAUUUCUGAUUGGACUUUUGAUGAAAAUUGUCUGUUCUGUUGCUUGAGAAGAAACAAAGUAAAGGGACACUUAGUCGGUCUGGAUGAACCAGCUUCGGGAGCUGGGCAAGAAGUUCUGCUUAAACAAGAACAAGCAAAAAUCAUUCGAUUCGAGAAACAAGCAGAAGAGUUCCUCAAUGCAGUCUUUUAUAGAAAAGACAGUCCCUGGGUCUCCGACCCCAAUAUUCCCCUAGUGGCCCGUGAGAUCAUGCAGCGAAUGAUCCAACAAUUUGCUGCUGAAUAUACCUCAAAAAAUAGCUCUACUCAGGACCCCAGCCAGCCCAAUAGCACAAAGAACCAAAGCCUGCCGAAAGCAUCUCCAGUUACCAACUCUCCCACGGCUGCAACUACUCAGAACCCUGUGCUCAGCAAACUUCUCAUGGCUGACCAAGAUUCACCUCUGGACCUUACUGUCAGAAAGUCUCAGUCAGAACCUAGCGAACAAGACGGUGUACUUGAUCUGUCCACUAAGAAAAGUCCAUGUGCUGGCAGCACUUCCCUGAGCCAUUCUCCAGGCUGCUCCAGUACACAAGGGAACGGUGAGAACUCAACAGAGGCAAUAGCAGUAGAUUCCAACAAUCAGUCGAAAUCCCCUCUGGAGAAGUUUAUGGUUAAACUGUGCACUCAUCAUCAAAAGCAGUUCAUUCGUGUUCUGAACGACCUGUAUACUGAAUCUCAGCCUGGCCCUGAAGACCUGCGGCCUUUCGAUUCUGAAGCAAUGGAUGUGUCCACCUGCAAUGCUGGCUGUGCCCAGAUAAGCACCAAACAUAAGGAAAAAGAUGUUCUGUGUCUUGAUAUGAAUUCUCCUACUUCUGUAGAUUUGUUUGUAGACUCAUCAGGCUCUCACAGCCCUCUACACUUGACAGAGCAGACCCUAAAGGAGCCUCCUCCUGAGACAAACUCCGUAGAUCAAAGAGAGAAUACCUUGACUAUUGUCCAGAAAGACUCCUCUGAACGUCCACCCACUAAACCUAAUUCUGGCAGUUCAGUGGAUAGUUCUACCCUGGGAUACCUCACUGCAUCGAAUUCUUGCUCACUAAACUUCCAUCAUGUCUCUAAAAGCUUGGCGGUACAAACCCCUGGACAGGAGCAAGACACAAAUGCGAAAAUAGGUGAAGAUGGUAAAGACCGUGGGCAGAGUUCAACUUUAGUAGCAAGUCUAAGUACAGUGAAAGUGACAGCUGAGAAUAGUGGGGAGAACAAUGGCUGUAUUGUUUCUCAAAGAAAUUCAUUCAAAGCUUUAUCAGAAGAGGCUUGGGACUCAGGGCUUAUAGGGAACUCACCUAGAACUGCUGACAAAGAGAAUUCUUUACAGUGUAGCUCAAAAACACCUUUGUGUCAGGACUCAGAGGCAAAUGAACAAGAUGCAAGGCCAAAGCAAGAGAACUAUCUUCACCCACUAGGAAAAAAUCAGGUAGGUUAUCAUUUACAUCCUAGCGAUAAGGGCCAGUUUGAUCAUUCCAAAGACGGUUGGUUAGCACCUAGCCCUGUGCCAGCUAUACACAAAACAUCUAAUGGACACUCACGAACCAAGAUGAUAUCAAACUCCAUUAAGACAGCUCGGAAAAGUAAAAGGGCAUCAGGAUUGAGGAUAAAUGAUUAUGAUAACCAGUGUGAUGUUGUUUAUAUCAGUCAACCAAUAACAGAAUGCCACUUUGAGAAUCAAAGAUCAAUACUAUCUUCUCGGAAAACAGCCAGAAAAAGUACUCGAGGAUACUUUUUCAAUGGUGACUGUUGUGAGCUGCCAACUGUUCGCACAUUGGCCAGAAAUUUACACUCCCAGGAAAAAGCUAGCUGCUCAACAUUGGCAUCAGAGGCAGUGGUUAUUCCCAAGGAGACCCUUCCAAUUUCAGCCCCUAGACAUACGGUAGAUGUGCAGCUACCCAGUGAAGACAACCCUGAAGAACCUAGUAAGGAAACAACCUCCUUCAAGGAAGGAGGCAGAGAUGUUUCGUCUGGAAAAGAAUUUCAAGAGCCUGAGGUUUGCCCUAUUAUUAAUAAACCGAGUCCAAGCAGCUCCCCUAGGUCAAAGGAAACAGUAGCCUCUGGCCUGGUGUGGCCUGUCCCUGCUCACGUUCCUGAAGAGGAUAUGCCAGAAGGCAGUUCCACAGUGUCACCUCCCAUAGUAAGUGGGAUGUCUUCUCCUGAACAAGACCAACAACCAGUUGCAUUGCUGGAUACAGAGAAGAUGAGUGUACCCCAAGACUGUCACCUGGUUCCCUCUACUGAAAGCAUUUCUGGUGAAGGCAGUGAAAAUAUCAUUUUUGGACCUCAUUCUUCUCCUGAAACAGUCAAUAGAGAAGAAAAUCCUCUGUGCUCAGAAAAUCAAAGUCCCCCAGUGGUCUUGGAACCUCCCAUGAGUCUAGAAAAGGCUGAGGAUGACCAAAGCAUCAGUACCAAGGCUGAGACUUCAGAUACUCAGGAGCUAGAUACCAACCUGCUCGUGAAGGAAAGCAACACUUUUACCAAUGAAAACCCUCAUGAAAUUGAGGAAAAUGAGGCAGCAAGUCAUACAGGAAGAUUAGAAGGAGAAGACAGUGAUGUAAAAUGUCUAUCAGAAAAAGACAUAUGUGAUCCACACAUUGACCCCUCUGAAGAGAAUUUGGACAAGAAGAAAAAAGGUAAAAAAUUCCCUGAGGCCUCUGAUAGGUGUCUCAGAAGUCAGCUUUUAGAUUCUUCCUCUGUUGAGAGGUACCUAAAAAAUCAAAGUUCAGAUUCCUUCUCUGCUUGUCCUGAGCUCAAGGUUUCCAAAAAUCCUGGUGCAAAACGAUCUAAAAAAGAAGGGCAGCCUGGUGGAACAACACUUGAGGACUGUCCAAUGGAUAGUUUCCAUACAGAAGUUCUGGAGGACUCUGAAAACCCAGAUGUCAAUGAACAUACUUCGGAGAGGGAUGUUGAGCAGGAGGGCAAAGGAGGCAGUAUCAUCACCAGGCAAACCCUGAAAAACCUUCUGGGAAAAGAAGUCAAAGGGGAAGAAGGAGAGAUUUUCCCCAGCAGUGACCCUGAAACCACAGUUGGCCAGCCACUGCCUGGAGAGAGACUGGAAAUCUAUGUUCAAUCUAAGAUAGAUGAGAAAAAUGCUCAUGUCCCCUCAGAAAGUCUUCCUUGUGAGAGGGAUCCAGAAGAAUCAAAAGAGAAGCCAAGGCACAUUCCUGCACAGGCUGAGGAGGAGGCAGUUGUGAGCGAGGCAGACAGGGAGAGCACCCAGCACAAAGGUGAUGACAGCGACACCCCAUCCAGCUCACUUGAGUUGUCAAAUAGUGGAAGUGGUGAUGGUGCUGAGCCACCUAAAUUGGUACCAAGGCCUAAAAGAUUGACCCCUUCAACCUACAACCUCAGACAUGCUCAUUAUCUGGACCCCUUGGAUCCUGUGAAAGUGACUUCAGAAAAGGAAGCUGCACAAGUAAACCCAAUGCCAAAGGAAAAUGAAGCCCCAGAGAAUGGUGAUCUCCCAGAUGAGGAUGACGUUGACACAGUGGUAGACGAAAAACCAAAGUUUGUGGAAUGGUGUGCUGAGGAGGAGAACCAAGAGCUUAUUGCCAACUUCAAUGCCCAGUACAUGAAAGUUCAGAAGGGCUGGAUCCAGUUAGAGAAAGAAGUACAGCCAACACCAAGAGCAAGGAGUAAGUCAGAUAAACUGAAGGAGAUUUGGAAAAGCAAGAAAAGAUCACGAAAAUGUAGGGGUUCAUUGGAGGUUCAAAAGUUUUCUCCUGUUCAGAUGCUAUUUAUGACAAACUUUAAAUUAUCUAAUGUUUGUAAAUGGUUCUUAGAGACAACUGAAACCCGGUCUCUAGUAAUUGUAAAGAAGCUCAAUACUCGUCUUCCAGGAGACAUUCCUCCUGCCAAGCAUCCACUUCAGAAAUACCCUCCUUCCAGCCUAUAUCCCAGUUCACUGCAGGCUGAACGCUUGAAAAAGCACUUGAAGAAAUUUCCUGGAGCUACUCCUGCUAGAAAUAAUUGGAAAACACAAAAGCUCUGGGCUAAAUUUCGAGAGAAUCCUGACCAUGUGGAGCCAGAGGAUAGCAGUGAGGUCUGUCUCAGCCCUAAUUCUGAAGACAGCAUAGAGGAAGUCAAGGAGGAUAGAAACAGCCAUCCUCCCACAAACCUGCCCACUCCAGCCAGUACCCGGAUUCUUAGAAAAUACUCCAAUAUUCGAGGAAAGCUCAGAGCCCAGCAGCGUAUGAUCAAGAAUGAGAAAAUGGAAAGCCCGUUUGGUUUGGCUGUGGAAAGUAAACAGAGUCGUAAGAGCGUGUGCAUCAACCCUCUGAUGUCACCCAAGCUUGCCCUGCAAGUGGAUGCACAUGGGUUUCCUGUUAAGCCCAAGAAUACUGAAGGACUGAAGGGAAGGAAAGGGAAACAGUUGUCUGAAAUCUUGCCUAAAACAGAAGUUCAGAAUAAACGCAAGAGAACAGAAAGUAGUACCCCUCAGGACAUUAAGGAUAAGGGGCCUACCAUGAGAGCAAGCAAAGAAAAGCAUGUUGAUGGGGCCACCAAAACACCUGCUGCGAAGAGGCCUUCUGCAAGGGACAGAAUUAGCCACCCGCCCAAAAAGAUGUCUUUGAAAGAGAAUAAAGUGAAGGUCCCUAAAAAGUCCCCUGGGAAGAGCUGCCUUUCCUCCCGGAAAGAAAAAGAAAAUACAAACAAAAGAACUACCCAGCCCGCCACCUCAGAAACACUGACAAAACCUGCAAAGCAAAAGGGGGCAAGUGAAUCCUCUUCAAGGCCCCAGAAAGCUAAGAACAGGAAGCAGAGCAGUGGAAAGACUCGGGCUAGAUCCUUGACAAAAACCCCAGAGAGGAGUGCAGCCCAGAGAAAGCGAAAGCUAAAGGCAAAGCUGGACUCCUCCCACAGCAAACGGAGGAGACUCGAUGCAAAGUGAUUGGAGGGAUGGUAGCCAAGAGGAAAACUAUUCUAGAAGUAACCUUUAUUUUGCAUUAACUAAAUCUGCUUUUAUAAGCUUAUCAAGCCUUUCAGAUCUACAAUUAGUGGAGAACACCACAAUUUGAGAUAUCAGAAAAUGUGUCUCAGAUGGAGAAAGGAACUUGCAGAGUCCUUCUCUGAAGCUGAGUAAGGGAAGUUAUAUAUUCUGGUUGUUCCUUGGGUUUUAAACUUGGAACCAAGCAGUUUUCAUUUUUAAAAGUACAGUGCCUUAUUUAUCCUUUUUUGUUUUUAAAUUUACAAAAGCUAAAAAGCUGAUCUAUGUGAUUAAAGGCUUGUAUUUUAUACUUGAUGCACAAGCACUUGUACUGUAGCCGAGAAGACCACCAUCAUGCACAUAAAAGGAGCUUUUCAGCAGCCACCUGUAGCAUCUGUCCAUGAACAGAUGCUCCUCUUUGCAAACCCCAGCAGUGAACUUCCCUCUCUGUCUUGUUUGUUUAAAUAUUUGAAAGCUAAACCAAAUCAUUAUGGUAUGCGGAGAAUGCAGAUAAAUAAUUAUUAUAAAAGAUUAAUAUUUCUGUUAUCCCCCCUUUUAAAAAAUCAUAGCCAUUGUUGCUCAUUCCCCUCACCUUUGACUUUUUGUCAUUUGAGAACAUGUACUCUAAAUUAUGUGCCCAUGGGACAAAAGGUAUAUCACAAGUGUUAAUUUUAGUUUAUGACCUCUAAAAAUGAUCUGCAUCCCCAACUGUAUUACUAAUUCUCACCACCUUUGUCAUUUUUGGCCUUGCAAGCUUGCUAGUCUUCUAACAAGGUUUCUAUCCUACUUUGGGGGAAAAAAAAAUCUAGGAUUAAUUUUUUCAUCUUAUAGCUGUAAUUUGAUGGUUAAAGUGAAAGUGACUAUUCUUCCAUAUUCAAAGAAAGCCAAAAUGUUAUGUCUAGUAAUAGGAAAGUUUAAGUGUCUGUGUGCACAUGCGUUUGGGUGCAUUUGCAUUUGGUUAUCAGCCACAAAUGUCUCCCAAUCCAGACUUUUUUUUUCUUUUUUCCGCAAUCCAUGUUUUACAGUAAAAUGCUUUCUUCUCCAUGCAGUGUGUGAGGAUAUCCGCAAGCUGAGUAAUUAGCAUAGUACAGAUAGUUUAAAAGAAGCCCGGUGUCUCUAUGAGCAUUCCCAGUACCACUUUGGCACCAGACUUAGAAAGGUCUAAGCAGCACAGUGUUAUGUAAAGAUCAGAGCAGCCUUGCAGGUGGAAGGAGUAGCUCUAGCAUCUCAUAGGGAGCCCACCUACCCGGCACGCAGAACUGAUGUUCAGCUGAUAGACUGAUAUGCUGUAACAAGUACGUGCAUUGAUUAGUGCCAUCCCAGUAGUUAAAUGCUUGUAGUAUCCUUCCCAUAUCAUGUCAAGCUCUGUCCCAUGGCUCAGAAGUGAGAACUACAAUAUUUGUAAAUAAUGUUGUUUGCCUUUCCUGGGUAAAGCCUGAGACAGGCACGUUGGCUUUAACUUAGUGCCUAUGAUGUUGCUCCUUUAUAACAUGGUGUGUACUUGAGAUUCCAUUGGGCCAUUCUGCAAAAAAAGACUUGUUUGUUAAAGCCUUACCCAGCUUCUUUAACCUGUUCUGUUCCAAAAUCAGUUUGUAUGGACAGCUGUUGCCCUGUCUUUCCUAUUAAAAAUUUGUCCAUUUAGGUUGUUUCAGAUCUCUAUAGAUAAACCCAGAUGGACUUUUUUUGUGCAAAUCAUGAUAAAACAGGCCUUCUACCCAUUCUGUUAACUGUUUGCUAUAUAAUGGAAACUUCUGAUGAUUGAUGAUUGGAUAGGACUGGAGAAAAGCAUUUGAUUGAUGAAAAAUUUAGAAUUGUUCUGAAUUUCAUCAAUAGUGAAGCUUACUAUCUUGAAUUAAGCCCUGAAUUUUUUUAAUGUCUCCUCUAUAUCCCAUGAGGCUUUUUUUUUUGUUUGUUUGUUUGUUUUUUUAACCUCCUCUUUUUAAUGUCUUUGACUUUGGCUAUUCAAGAGCUACCUAUCUUAAUGAAACUGCUGAGUGUGUAUGUUGGCAACCCUUUCUCAGCAUUAAGUUGCACAAAAGCAUUAAUAUGUUUCGAGUAGGUGCAUUUAAUCUUUAAAAAUGCUUUUAUAUAUAGUUGUCACUGGAUAUUGUUUUUGUGGUGACUUAAACAGCUGAUGUUUGCCAAUGUCAGAUGUGCUGAUACCUGUACAUAUAAGGUGCCUCCUUGGCUGCAUGUAGACUUGUAAGGUGCUUGGAGUAGGUUAGGGAGAGGUAUAAGAUAGUAAGUGGGUGGAACUUUCCCAGUUCCAAGUUUAUAACUCAUUCCAUUACUUUCCUAAGUCCUUUUCAUUUUUAAAAGCUUAUUUCAAGAUAAUUGCCUUCUCUUCAGUUCUAGGCUGCAUAUGAGAAAAGGUACCUGUUUGUUAUGUAUUUAUUUUAUACACCUAACAAUGCAAUGGAUCAUCUUCAAAAUCAACUUAUGCUUUACAAUAGUGACAUUUAAAUAGACUGAGAUUCUACAUAAUUAGGACACUUAAAAGCUUAGAAUUGUUUUGACAUUUGUUGAACCUCGUUUUUGCUGAUUUAGUUAAUUUUGCUGAUAGAAGAUAGAAAACAGAAACAAAACUUGAGGGCCAACUCUGAAAGGCCCUUUACACCUACAACAGAUGUUAGCAAAGGAGUUUCUCCAAAUUCAGGCUUGGGUCAAGUCUCCCUUCAUUUUUCUUCCCUUGCAAAGAACUCCUUCCUGGAGCCAUCAUCAAUUAUGGCUUACCACCAGAAGCAAAAGCAGUCUAUCCCACAUUCCAAUUCCAAAUCAGAAAGCAAUUCUGCUCUGGGCCCUACACUCAGUGAAGUGACUGUCCCAGUGUUGGAGCUGGAGUCGGUGACCAGAAGACACUGGUAUUCCCUCUGUGUUUCAGGGGAGCUAGAAGAUGCCUGGGAAGCAAUCAGUGAAGUGCUGUCACAGCUCCCCCAGGGGUGGGCCCUCUUCAGGAGACCCAUGUUCUAUCCUAGCAGGCUCCGUGGGUGUACAAUGCCAACACGGAGACCACUCCCUCAUUUGGGGUUUGAAGCCUUACCUCUAGCACUUCCUCAGAUGGGUAGCAGUCUUGCAGUGCAGCAGGAAUGCCACACACUUCUGCUCCUGAGGCUUCUUCUGUAGGAAUGUUAUUCAAGUCCCUUAAUCAGCAGUUGCUAGCCCCUUGGAUUCUUUAUUGAAGACUUUCCUGUAGUCUUCAGCUGUGGGUUUCACACCUCAUUGUUUCUAUAGUAUGGGUAAAAGAGGUGCACUUAGUCACCCCUUCAUAUAUGUGGUGCUUUCUAAUGGGAUCCUCUAUGCAUCACAUACUGUGCAGGCAAGUUUAUCACUGUUGAGACAGGCCACGAUAAAAGGCAUCACUUCAAGUCAGUUACUUUGUAUUGAGGUUUAGCCUCUUUCCUGCCUUGUGAUGAUUCUGUGGUGAGAGCAGAAGUUGUCACUCUCAUUUAUGGUCAGUGUUCUUAUUGAUCAGUGAACCUACAAGCCAAUUAAGAAAAGAUAACACACUCUGAUGCAAGCUGGAGAUGCUACAGUGUUCCCAUCAGUAAGUCCGGGUUUUGUCACAACACUCAGGACUGGGCUGGAAUGUCCAAGGUGCUGGCCAGUGGCCCAGGGAACCACACCAACUCCUUUUGGUUUUAGGUCAGCCUGUACAGGCUCCCUUUUGGCUUCCAGAUGAUCUGUCAAGGGGCUGCAAACUGUGGGCUGAUCGUUUGUUUGUGUAAAUAAAAUUUUAUUGAAACAUAGCCACACCCAUUUGCUUAUGUAUCGUCUAUGGCUGCUUUACCCCAAGGGCAGAGAUGAGUAGUUGCAACAGAAACCGUGUGGCCCACAAAGCCUAAAAUAUUUACUGUCUGGACCUUUCAAAAAACUCUUCUGCCCCCUUUUCAUAAUAUUCCUUUUCAGGAAUAAAUUCCCCCCCGAAUUUUCUUCCCCGUUCUUCUGCCUCUUUUGUUAAGUUCUGUCCUCCUCUUGCCUUCCCCUUCCUCUUUGUCUAAAUUUUUUUUUUUACAUUUCCUCUUUGCUACAAAGGAGACAUGUUAUACUUAAGUACCACAUAGACUGCCAUCCCUUACGCUUGAGCUAUCUUAGCAUUACAUCUUCCUUAGAAUCACCCAUCACAGUAGCCAGACUGACGCCUGGAGCUCAGACUUCUGAAGUUAUGCGGCUAGGCCUCUCACUCACUUGGUUUUGAUCAGAACUGACUCUGGCUUCACUUCUUUACUACUAAAGUAAAACAAGACUUUUUUUCUGUUAAAAUUAGCUGAGACUACUUUGAUUGGACUUCUAGUUCUUUGAACAUCACAUUUAGAUGUGGGUGGAAAAUGUUUUUUCACAGAAUGGAAACAAAGUCUGAUCACAAAUCCAAACCAUUGUUUGUUCUUGUAUGAUAGUUUUGGUUGGCUUUUAGGAAAAUAAAAGUAUGUUGACACUGAUAUCUUUUCAGUCAUACACUUUCAAAAUAAUUUUAUAUAAGGUAAGUCAACAAAUAAAAAAAGGCUUUUGAAGUGCUUUAGGAAGAAUGAUUUUAAAUAUUAGAACAUGUUAAAACCUGAAUGUGACUGAAAAGUUCUGGAUUAUAUCUUUGGAUCAAAUCCAGUUAACUUCCAAAGUAUUAAACUUCUCCUUGACCCCAAAACUCAAGGAAAAGUCUCUAUGCUAUUUUUCAAAAUGAAGUUGAAUGUCAUGUCAGUGAAAAAAAUGUUGUCGGUGGUCUCAAAACACUGAUGGUUCCAUUUGUUUUGAAGCAGAUAAUUAUCAUUUUGAAUUCUUAGCUAUUUUUAUGUCUUAAUAUGGCUUGAUAGCCACUGAAAUACUGGAAAUUUUUUAAAUAUGAAAUUGUGUCUAUGUAUCAGUAAGUAUUCUUCCCAUACUUGUUCUCAAAUCCUUUUUAGAGGAAAAAAAUAAAAAUAUUUAAAAUAAGCAGAAUUAUGGGAAGUCUUGUGAGACAGCCUUCAAUAUCAUUCAUCCCUUGAAAUAUCCUAGCAGUCCUAUACUCUGCGAUGGAAAGAUUGGAAGACUUAAAUAUCCAACCUCUUUCCUUCUUUUAGAAAUAAUACUUGAGCAGAAACUCAGAGCUGUGCUGUCCUCAGGCCCUGGGACCCACCCUGGGAGCUUUAUGGAUGAUAUCCUUACUCAGGCUUUUGCCCCUGGGAUUGAACCAAAGUCAGUCAGUUCCUUCCUUUACCACCUCUCUGUCUGAUCGUUCUUUUCUCAGAGCCUUUGUGGUGGACACUCAGAGCUCUGGAGACAUCCUUUGUUCCAUCCUUCAGAGUGGCAGUUGUACAUUUGUGCUGCCUGACAUUCACAAACGCAGGAGCUAUCUCACGUGAUUCAGACCAUUCCAUGUAACAUGGGUGCUCAGUAUGCAAGUCUUAUGAAAGUAUAGAUUGCCUAUUUAAAGAAAAAGAACCAGAUACUCAUGGUAUUAUAAUAUGUCAGGCAUAGGACAAAUGGAUUUAACCUUUCUUGAAAGUGUUAUGCUAAACAGAUAACAGAGACCGUACAGGGUAUGUGGUCCACUUUGCAAGAAAUAUGUACUAUCUGACCCUUCAAGAAAAGGUUUACUGAUCCUCACACUAGUCAUUCAAGAUCAAAUUGUGUGGACAAUUAGGCACAAAAUUUUUAUUCACGUAGUCCAGCAUUGCAAGAAUUCUAGGUUUUAGGAUAUCUCGCUUGUUCAUCUCAGUAUACAGCUCCUGUUGGACAUUAUUUCUGAAUAAUACUUGGGCAUUUGAAAAAAGGAAUACCUCCGUUUGCUGAUUGACCUUGUUGAUGAGUUGUGGAACAUAUGAUCAUACCUAACAGCUUACAUGGUUACAACUAAAAGUACAAAGUCUUUUAAACUAGAAGCGUAGUCAUCGUCAUUUUUAUGAAUCAUAAUGAACUUGACUGGUAGUUCACACAGCAGUGCUGAACACACAAUUUACUAACAAACUUAAAACCUAGAAUAGUGCCUCUCCCUAAAAGCACAGGUUGUGUUAAGUUUUAUCCCAAUUCUUUGAUUUCUCUUUCGUAUCUAAUAUAUUUGCAAGUUUCUCUUUCUCUCUCAGCUCUCGUCAUUGCUUGUAAACAUAAAUGGCUAGCCUUUGCUUGUUUGAACCUCAAAUCCAGUCCACAUAUUCUCUAAACACACCGGCAUGGCAGUGGCAUCUUGUCGGCACCAGCAACUCUAGAUUGAACAAACUCAGGACUCCUCAUUUCUAGGAGCCCUCUUUGCUACCUUGCCCUGACUCUUCCCUUUCCCGCUUCUGCACCAGCCUCUGUCCAGGAGGCAUCUUCUCUAGGAUGGCCCCCUUCAUCCAAGCGCUUCCCAGAACACAUACAUGUCACAUUUGAAGCAUUAUUUUUCUUCCAAAUUCUCUAUUUUCCUUCUAGUAUUUAGCCCUUGGAUCCAAAUGCUAUUCAAUUAAUCAGCUUUUUCUCACCCUUGUUUUCUAUAAUCUGCCCCUUAUAUUUGUCUUGUAGCUAAAGCUGCAAUAUCUGAGAGUUUGUGGGAAAGAGACUAUACAAACAACAUUUGCAUAAUUUUGUAUAUUUGUACCACACAGGUAGGGAUUAUUUUUAGAGCUGCUAUAGCUUAAGGUUAUUGAUUUCACUGGUGUUUUCUGCAUUCUAAAUAGUUCUCAGAGACUGUGUUAGUGUCUGUGGUUUUUAACACAUACAGUGUAUAUAUAAUAUUUAUACACACCACUGUGGAAUUUAUUUCACUGUGUAAAUAGGGAUAUAGUCCUGUUCAAAUGCUUCUGUAGAAAGUAUUUAUUUUAAUAAGAAAAUUAACUGUCAAAAGGGCUUUCUAAAAAAAUGUUCUUUCUAGCCACCCGUACUUCCCCAGCUACCAUGUUUAGCCAGUCAGCUCCCAAACAGCACAGUUAAGGCAAAAGGAUAUGGCCUUGAAACCUUGCUUUCUUGGGCAGAUGUGUAAGUGCAUCUUCCCACUGUCACCCCAUCCCACGACAAGGUGGGAGUCCCACAAGAGGAAUGGCUGUGCUAGGCAUGGCAUCAGGGCUCGCCUCACGCAGCCCAUUUCUUGCAUGCAGUUGGAACAUUCAGCUGUACACUCUACCAAUCCGUGCAGGGAAAUGAGCCUUAGUUGUAGCUCCCAAGGAAAUCCAAACCCAUCCUUUGGGAUAUGGAGAAACCACUGGUUGCCUAAAGAAAGUAUUAAGGUGUAUGUCUAGUCUCUUCCUUUGGGAAAGACUCUUCACACCCAUUAACCAUGGGAGGUAAAAAUGUUACCUUCCAUACCUUGAUAUUCAUGAGCACCUCAGCUCUCUCUGCCUCCUUCUCCCUUUUGUCCGCCCUCCCUGUCUCAGCAAGCAUCUGUGCAGAUGCGGGCCAGUGUCCCUGUAACUGAUGGUUACAGAACAAGACCAUCUGUUCUAGAAUGUGAUCAGCUUUACUUCUCAGCAGUCCUGGCCUGCAGUUGAGAGCACCCCUAGGUGGAAUGGAACCAGUGCUCUCUGAUCAUGCUCCUCCUCCCUGGGUACCCCUAGCUGAGUCACGUUCCUCCUUGUGCUUGGCUGGCUGGAAAACGGCAAAUCCGGGUCUGCAGCAAACUUUAGCUUUGGAACUAGACUCUCGAAGGGGUUCUUGUCAUUCAUUAGAACCAUAAUUUGCAUAUUUCCUAUGGCCUCCCUUUGUUUUUUCUAAACAAAUGAUGAGGACACUUGAAGAGUAAUGCUGGAGAAUGUUUUUCUAAGGUAUUUGUAAGCAAAUCUGAUUUUAAGAGAAAAUGUGAAUGGGUAACUAGAUGCCAGGGAAUUUAGCACUGAACUAGACAGUCAAAACUUUUUUUAACUUUGCAGAAGAAAUAAAUUUUGCUCUCAUCUAAAUAUUCACAAGAAGUAAUGUAAAUAGUUUUCUAAAAAUAUUUAUUACAUGUGCUGUAUACAGAUUCAUGUUCUGAGCGAUGUUGGUUUGCAUUGUAGUAUUGUAGAAGAAUAUAUUUUAAGCAGUGCACUUCUUUCAUAACACAGUUCACACAUGGGGAAAAAACAAAAACCAGCAGGUUGAGAGCUGUUUGGGGCAUUUGAUCUGUAAUGUUACAUCAAAUCUAAGCUUUAACUGCCCCCUCUUCUCAUCUGGUUAUGUUAUAUAUUUCAUAUAUAUAUGUAUGUGUAUAUAUAUAUAUAUAUAUAUAUAUACACACACACACAGAUAUAAACUUGUCAGUGGUCAGUACCCAGAUCUGCAGAGCAGAUUUCCAGGUGUUCUUUCUGAUACGUUGCCCAUAAGCAAUAAGAUCCUAGAUGAUUGCAUUUAUUCUGGGGCCCGCAUUGGCCCUUGUCUCAGAGGAUAGGGUGGGGGUAGAACAGCUCUUGCUAAGACCUCUUGCCUUUGCUGGAGAGGUUGCUGUACUUGAAUUUUUGCUUCUGUUUGUCUGCACGCUUCUUCAUGUCAUAGAACUCUAGCAAUGGAGGUGAAAUCUGACACAUCAAAAUUUGGGAUAUAGAUUAAAAACAGCAAUUUCCCAUGAAUUGGUAGGGUUUCCAUAAUCCAGUUGAGGCAAAGCUCAUUUGGCUAUAGAGUAAAUUCUAAAAACUUUACAUGAGAAAUUUAAGUGAGCUAAGUGUAGAGGUUCAUGCCUGUAAUCCUAGCACGCUAGGAGGCUGAGGCAAGAACAUGGCUUGAGCUCAGAAAUCGAGACCAGCUGAACAAAACCAAGGCUCCGUAACUACUAAAAAUAGAAAAAAUUAGCCAGGCAUUAUGUUGGGCACUUGUAGUCCCAGCUACUCAGGCAGCUGAGGCAGGAGGAUCACUUGAGCCCAGGUGUUUGAGGUUGCAGUGAGCUACAAGGAUGAUAGCACCACUGCAUUCUACGCGGGGCAGCAGAGCAAGACUCUAUCUCAAAAAUAAACAACAAUUUUUUAAAGAAAGAAAUUCAAGUGGCCAAUUAAAUGCCCUUUGGCUAUUUUGAUUUAUCUUUAAAAGCUAAGUUCUUUCCUAUAAGCCUCCCAUGUGUCUGGGCUUAAAAUAUCUAAAGCCCUUUCGUGUCUGGGGCUAACCCAUUUAGGUCAGUACAAAGAUGACAGUCACUCUUCCAUUUCUUUCAGCGUGUCUAGUUCAACAGAUUGCUAAAGCUGUUUAGCAGCCUCUCCUUGUGACCGUCCUAAACUUUGUGAAAAAGAAAUACCCCACACCCAGAUAACCAUUAAUAGAAGUAAUGUAGUUUUUUAGACUUUUGGAAUAUGUCUUCUCUUUUGUAUUUAUGAUGGUGUUUGGAAUUUUUCACUAGUGAUUUUUUAGGUGGAAGUGGGUGCAUUGGGAUAAAACUUUCCACUGCUGAGCCAGAAAGCAAGCAGGAGGAAAGAAAUUGACCUAUAUUGUAUCAUUGGGGAGGUGACUACUUCUUAGGGUGGGGGGAGGGGCAUUGUAGAUUAUGUGGGGGUAAAAUAGAAUUCUGGCCUGAGGCUCCCUAAAUCCUUGUAUUAAAAAAUCCCCUUACUAGCCUCAUUUAAUCUCAAUAUAAGCCUGCUGUUUACCCUCAGGGAACAAGUAGUUUUCAAAAUUGAGCUCCUCCAAGGUCAUUGGCCAAUGCCUGUGUGCAAGCAUUGGUCAUCUUUGUGAACUCAUGGCAUUAUUUUCUCAUACGAUAUUAAGAAAUUCAACCCCAACCUGUAUGAAAAGCACAGCCCAAGGUCCUAAUUUAGGCUAGAGUUAAUGCCUUUGAGGGGCCAGGGGGACAUAGGAGGCCCAUGCAAUUUAACUAAAGCUCAGGUGCCAUGUUGGAUUUUUAUUCUUUUUUAGGCCAGGACCCUUCUGAAUAAGUUUAGGACAGGGGCUGCUGAUCCAGCUGUGGAUUCAGGGAGCUCUAACAUGAAUCUCUACCGUUCCUUUAAAGGUCUUUCUGGUUCCUUCCAGUGUCGUCAUUGCCGAGGUCAAUCUUGUAGUUGUUCAGAUGUGCUCCUUUUUGCUGUCUUGUGAGUCUUAGCUAGUGAUCCAGAUGCCCAGUACGGGCCUCCGUAGGCCCUGGCCCCUUCCUGGUACCAGGUAUGUGCUCCUGGUCUGCAUAAAGAUGGUCUUUCCAAAAGCAGUGAAAUGAGAAAUUCUGCAGAAGGUAACCAGGAAGAUCAGUGUGUAUCCCUGGGGCCUGGAUCUCCACUAUGUUAGUGAGUGUAGGAAUGUACUAUGUCUUUAAUGGAUGAAAAUUCAAUGUAUGCUGUGAAUUUGUUGGUUUGAAACAUUGAAAAAUUUUCAUUAGACAAUGUUUACAUACCUCACCUGAAGAACCUUUGAGAGUGUAUAUAUUAAAUUUAAAGAUAUAUUAAGUUGCUUUAAAACAGUAUGUACAGCUAUAAAAGUUGGAGUUAUUUUAACUUUAAAUAUGUACUAAGUCUCUUAAAUAUUGAAAUCUUGUAGACUAUUUGUGCUUCUGUGUUUUACUUUCCUAUUAGGCCAUGUAGGAAACUGUGUUAUUGUUAUUGAUAAAGGGGCCCUCACUGAAAUCCAAGCUUGGAAGGAUUUCCUGUGUUGUUUCAGAUUCUCUUGUUUGGUUUUGAGGGAUGGGAUGUGGAGCCAGAGGAUGUGUGGGAGGGGUUUCUCUAACAUUGAUACCUAUUCCAUGAGCUUUUUCAAGGCGCUUAUUUUAUUGCAGCGUAUUAAACUUCUUUGAUAUU
Messenger RNA from Nycticebus coucang (slow loris), 16146 nucleotides. RefSeq names its product ligand dependent nuclear receptor corepressor (gene LCOR). Gene Ontology annotation, cellular component: nucleus. Gene Ontology annotation, biological process: regulation of transcription by RNA polymerase II. Bases 65 to 5491 code for a protein of 1808 amino acids. NCBI's taxonomy places the organism in Eukaryota, Metazoa, Chordata, Mammalia, Primates, Lorisidae. The transcript has 7 exons. Gene Ontology annotation, molecular function: DNA binding. The record is from RefSeq and is a predicted model, not a curated record.